CAUGCGCGCUGGAGCGCGGUGGCUUGGCAGCUGGAGCCAAGAUGGCGGCCUCCAAGCUUGAGCCUCUGAGAGGCUGAGGGAGAGGAGGAAAAAGGGGAAGUGGCGAGGGGGGAAAAAGAAGAGGAGGAGCAGGCUGGAGGGCGCUUCAACCAUUCUGGACGGCGGGAGGAGCUCGUGCUGGAGCCUUUCCGGCCUCCUGUGAAGGUUUCAACACAAAAUGAAUAUAAUUAGAGAGAAUAAGGACUUGGCAUGUUUCUACACAACAAAACACUCAUGGAGGGGAAAAUAUAAGCGUGUCUUUUCAGUUGGAACCCAUGCAAUUACUACAUAUAAUCCUAAUACUUUAGAAGUAACGAAUCAGUGGCCUUAUGGAGACAUUUGCAGUAUCAGCCCUGUUGGAAAAGGACAAGGAACAGAGUUCAACCUCACAUUUCGAAAAGGCAGUGGAAAAAAAUCUGAAACUUUAAAAUUUUCUACAGAGCACAGAACAGAACUUCUUACAGAGGCACUGAGAUUUAGAACAGAUUUUUCAGAAGGAAAAAUCACAGGCAGGAGAUACAACUGCUAUAAGCAUCACUGGAGUGAUACUAGAAAACCUGUUAUUUUAGAGGUAACUCCUGGAGGCUUUGACCAAAUUAAUCCUGCAACUAAUAGAGUCCUCUGUUCAUAUGACUAUAGGAAUAUUGAAGGCUUCGUAGACCUCUCGGAUUAUCAAGGAGGGUUUUGUAUACUUUAUGGAGGAUUUAGUAGGUUGCAUUUAUUUGCAUCAGAGCAAAGAGAAGAAAUUAUUAAAAGUGCAAUAGAUCAUGCUGGCAACUAUAUAGGCAUUUCAUUGCGAAUCAGAAAAGAACCUUUAGAAUUUGAGCAAUAUUUGAAUCAUCGCUUUGGGAAAUACAGCACUGAUGAAUCCAUCACAUCUUUAGCUGAGUUUAUUGUACAAAAAAUAUCACCUAGACAUUCGGAACCUGUGAAAAGAGUUCUAGCCCUUACAGAGACAUGUUUAGUAGAAAGAGAUCCAGCUACUUACAAUAUUGCAACAUUGAAGCCUUUAGGAGAAGUAUUUGCACUGGUUUGUGACUCUGAAAAUCCUCAAAUUUUUACCAUUGAAUUUAUAAAAGGGCAAAUAAGGAAGUACUCUUCAACAGAAAGAGAUUCCUUACUAGCAAGUUUGCUGGAUGGAGUAAGAGCCUCUGGUAACAGAGAUGUUUGCGUGAAAAUGACUCCGACUCACAAAGGCCAGCGGUGGGGCUUGCUCAGUAUGCCUGUGGAUGAGGAAGUAGAGAGCCUUCAUCUCAGAUUCUUGGCUGCACCACCCAAUGGCAACUUUGCAGAUGCUGUGUUCAGGUUCAACGCGAAUAUUUCCUACAGUGGUGUUUUGCAUGCAGUAACGCAGGAUGGGCUCUUCUCAGAAAACAAAGAAAAACUGAUCAAUAAUGCCAUAACAGCAUUAUUGUCCCAAGAGGGAGAGUUUGCAGCUUCAAAUUCAGAACUGGAAAGUCAGUUCCAUGCUGUGAGGAGGCUUGUGGCUUCCAAAGCUGGAUUUCUAGCCUUCACUCAGCUUCCGAAGUUUCGGGAGCGCCUGGGAGUGAAGGUAGUAAAAGCAUUGAAAAGAAACCACAAUGGAGUGAUCCAUGCUUCUGUGGACAUGCUCUGUGCCCUCAUGUGUCCUAUGCAUGAUGACUAUGACUUAAGACAAGAACAGCUAAACAAAGCUUCCCUUCUCUCUUCAAAGAAGUUUCUGGAAAACUUACUGGAGAAAUUUAAUUCCCAUGUGGAUCAUGGGACUGGUGCCCUAGUCAUUAGUUCACUCUUGGACUUCCUUACUUUUGCCCUCUGUGCUCCAUAUAGUGAGACAACGGAAGGGCAGCAGUUUGACAUGCUCUUGGAGAUGGUAGCAUCCAAUGGAAGAACCCUCUUCAAACUCUUUCAGCAUCCAUCCAUGGCAAUUGUAAAGGGAGCUGGAUUGGUUAUGAAGGCAAUAAUAGAGGAAGGUGACAAAGAAAUUGCUACAAAAAUGCAGGAGCUUGCCCUAAGUGAAGGUGCCUUACCUCGACAUUUACAUACUGCGAUGUUUACAAUAAGCUCAGAUCAAAGGAUGCUUACAAAUAGACAGCUAAGUAGACACUUAGUGGGACUCUGGACAGCUGAUAGUGCAACUGCGGCGAACUUGUUGAAACGCAUUUUGCCACCAGGAUUGCUGGCAUACCUGGACAGCUCAGAUCCAGUUCCUGAGAAGGAUGCUGAUAGGAUGCAUGUCAGAGACAAUGUGAAAAUAGCAAUGGAUCAAUAUGGAAAAUUCAAUAAAGUCCCAGAGUGGCAGAGAUUAGCUGGAAAAGCUGCUAAAGAAGUUGAAAAAUUUGCCAAAGAAAAAGUGGAUCUUGUGUUGAUGCACUGGAGGGAUAGGAUGGGCAUUGCACAGAAAGAGGACAGAAACAAUCUGAAUAUAAAUCAAAAGCCAGUGGUUCUUCGAAAGAGAAGACAAAGAAUUAAAAUAGAAGCAAAUUGGGAUCUUUUCUAUUACAGGUUUGGACAGGACCAUGCCAAGUCAAACCUAAUUUGGAAUUUCAAAACACGAGAAGAACUGAGAGAUAAUCUUGAAUCUGAAAUGAGAGCAUUUAAUAUUGAUAGAGAGCUUGGUAGUGCUAAUGUGAUCUCCUGGAACCACCAUGAAUUUGAGGUUAAAUAUGAGUGCCUCGCAGAGGAGAUCAAAAUAGGGGACUAUUAUCUGAGAUUAUUGCUGGAGGAAGAUGAAAAUGAAGACAGUGGAUCAAUUAAGAGAUCGUAUGAAUUUUUCAACGAGCUCUAUCACCGUUUCCUGCUCACCCCAAAAGUAAAUAUGAAGUGUUUAUGCUUGCAAGCCCUUGCCAUUGUGUAUGGUCGAUGUCAUGAAGAUAUAGGACCUUUUACAGACACAAAAUACAUUGUUGGAAUGUUAGAGAGGUCCACAGAUAAACUUGAACGAGAUAGAUUGAUCCUCUUCCUCAACAAGUUGAUCCUUAAUAAGAAAAAUGUGAAGGAUCUCAUGGAUUCAAAUGGCAUUAGAAUUCUCGUGGACUUGCUUACUCUAGCUCAUCUCCAUGUGAGCAGAGCGACUGUCCCACUGCAGAGCAAUGUAAUUGAAGCUGCUCCAGAUAUGAAAAGAGAAAGUGAAAAGGAAUGGUACUUUGGCAACGCAGACAAAGAAAGGAGCGGCCCAUAUGGAUAUCGUGAGAUGCAAGAAUUGUGGACCAAUGGAGUAUUGAAUGCAAAAACCAGAUGCUGGGCUCAAGGAAUGGAUGGAUGGCGACCCCUUCAGUCAAUUCCCCAGCUUAAGUGGUGUCUGUUAGCCAGUGGACAGGCAGUACUUAAUGAAACUGAACUUUCUACCCUUAUACUGAACAUGUUGAUCACAAUGUGUGGAUAUUUCCCAAGCAGGGAUCAAGAUAAUGCCAUUAUUCGGCCUUUACCCAGAGUGAAAAGAUUGCUGUCCGACAAUGCUUGCCUUCCUCAUAUUAUACAGCUACUGCUGACUUUUGACCCAAUCCUUGUGGAGAAGGUUGCUAUUUUGUUGUACCAUAUCAUGCAAGAUAAUCCACAAUUACCUCGACUCUAUCUUAGUGGAGUAUUUUUUUUUAUCAUGAUGUAUACAGGGUCUAAUGUGCUUCCUGUUGCUCGGUUUUUGAAGUACACACAUACCAAACAGGCUUUCAAGUCAGAGGAGACAAAAGGACAAGAUAUUUUUCAGCGAAGUAUACUUGGACAUCUUCUACCAGAAGCAAUGGUUUGUUACUUGGAAAAUUAUGAGCCUGAAAAGUUUUCUGAGAUUUUUCUAGGAGAAUUUGAUACCCCAGAAGCAAUUUGGAGCAGUGAAAUGAGGCGCCUAAUGAUAGAGAAGAUUGCUGCCCACCUUGCUGAUUUCACACCUCGUCUUCAGAGCAAUACAAGAGCACUUUAUCAGUAUUGUCCAAUCCCAGUCAUCAACUAUCCACAACUCGAAAAUGAACUGUUUUGUAAUAUUUAUUACCUCAAACAACUUUGUGAUACACUCCGGUUUCCAGAUUGGCCAAUUAAAGACCCAGUGAAGCUUCUGAAAGAUACCUUGGAUGCCUGGAAGAAGGAAGUAGAGAAGAAACCCCCUAUGAUGUCCAUAGACGAAGCCUAUGAAGUGCUGAAUCUCCCUCAAGGACAGGGGCCGCAUGAUGAGAGCAAGAUUAGAAAAGCUUACUUCAGAUUGGCACAAAAGUACCACCCUGAUAAGAAUCCAGAGGGAAGGGAUAUGUUUGAAAAAGUGAAUAAGGCAUAUGAAUUUUUAUGUACCAAAUCAGCAAAAUUAGUGGAUGGACCAGAUCCAGAGAAUAUAAUUUUAAUUCUGAAAACACAGAGCAUCCUCUUCAACCGUCAUAAAGAAGAUUUGCAGCCUUAUAAAUAUGCGGGCUAUCCCAUGCUAAUUAGGACUAUAACAAUGGAAACUUCAGAUGACCUCCUCUUUUCAAAAGAAUCUCCAUUGUUACCUGCUGCUGCAGAACUGGCAUUCCACACUGUCAACUGUUCAGCCCUCAAUGCUGAAGAGCUCAGGAGGGAGAAUGGGAUAGAGGUUCUUCAAGAGGCCUUUAGUCGCUGUGUAGCUGUCUUGAAUCGUUCUAGUAAGCCAAGUGACAUGUCAGUACAGGUGUGUGGACACAUAAGCAAAUGCUAUAGCGUAGCUGCUCAGUUUGAAGAAUGCCGAGAAAAAAUCACCGAAAUGCCUGAUAUCAUCAAGGAUCUCUGUCGGGUGCUCUAUUUUGGCAAGGGAAUUCCACGAGUGGCUGCUCUUGGGGUAGAAUGUGUCAGCUCUUUUGCUGUGGAUUUUUGGCUCCAGACACACCUAUUUCAGGCUGGAAUUUUGUGGCAUUUGUUAGGUUAUCUAUUUAACUAUGACUACACGCUAGAAGAGAGCGGCAUUCAGAAAAGUGAAGAGACAAACCAGCAGGAGGUAGCCAACAGCCUUGCCAAACUGAGUGUUCGUGCUCUAAGUCGCCUGGGAGGUUAUUUGUCUGAAGAACAAGCAACCCCGGAAAAUCCAACCAUUAGGAAAAGUUUGGCUGGCAUGCUGACACCCUAUAUUGCUAGAAAACUUGCUGUGAUCAGUGCUACUGAGAUCUUGAAGAUACUCAACAGCAACACUGAGAGCCCCUAUAUGAUAUGGAACAACUCAACAAGAGCAGAACUACUGGAAUUUCUAGAAUCUCAACAAGAAAGCAUGAUUAAAAAAGGCGAAUGUGACAAGACUUAUGGAUCAGAAUUUAUUUACAGCGAUCAUGCCAAAGAACUUAUUGUGGGGGAGAUUUUUGUUAGAGUAUAUAAUGCAGUUCCUACUUUCCAACUAGAGGUUCCAAAAGCAUUUGCUGCAAGUCUCUUGGAUUACAUAGGCUCCCAGGCCCAAUACCUCCACACAUUCAUGGCUAUCACACAUGCGGCAAAAGUGGAAUCAGAGCAGCACGGCGACCGCUUGCCAAGAGUGGAAAUGUCUUUGGAGGCAUUGAGAAAUGUCAUAAAAUAUAAUCCAGGCUCUGAAAGUGAAUGCAUUGGACACUUUAAGUUAAUAUUUUCUCUCCUCCGAGUUCAUGGAGCUGGUCAAGUACAGCAACUGGCUUUAGAGGUGGUGAAUAUAGUGACAUCUAAUCAAGACUGUGUCAACAAUAUUGCUGAAUCAAUGGUUUUGUCUAAUUUAUUGGCUCUUCUCCACUCGUUGCCAUCAAGUCGUCAGCUGGUUCUGGAAACUCUUUAUGCAUUGACAUCAAGUACAAAGAUCAUCAAAGAAGCAAUGGCAAAAGGAGCUCUUAUUUAUUUACUGGAUAUGUUCUGCAACUCGACACACCCACAAGUUCGAGCCCAAACAGCAGAACUUUUUGCUAAAAUGACAGCAGAUAAACUAAUAGGUCCAAAGGUUCGCAUUACAUUAAUGAAAUUCCUACCCAGUGUGUUCAUGGAUGCCAUGAGGGACAACCCUGAAGCUGCAGUGCAGAUUUUUGAAGGGACCCAUGAAAACCCUGAGUUAAUCUGGAACGAUAGCUCCAGAGACAAAGUGUCCACUACAGUAAGAGAAAUGAUGCUCGAGCACUUUAAAAACCAACGAGACAACCCUGACGUAAACUGGAAGUUACCAGAAGAUUUUUCUGUGGUGUUUGGAGAAGCAGAGGGCGAACUUGCUGUUGGAGGAGUUUUCUUAAGAAUCUUCAUUGCACAACCAGCAUGGGUGCUAAGGAAGCCUAGAGAAUUUCUUAUUGCACUGAUGGAGAAGUUAACUGAACUCCUAGAGAAGAACAGCCCACAUGGAGAAACUCUGGAGACUCUGACAAUGGCAACAGUGUGUCUCUUCACUGCACAGCCUCAGCUGGCUGACCAGGUCCCACCUUUGGGCCAUCUUCCCAAAGUCAUCCAGGCGAUGAACCACCGGAACAACGCCAUUCCAAAGAGUGCCAUUCGAGUUAUCCAUGUGCUGUCUGAAAAUGAGCUAUGUGUGCGAGCCCUGGCAUCUUUAGAAACUAUUGGUCCAUUGAUGAAUGGAAUGAAAAAACGACCAGAUACUGUUGGCUUAGCCUGUGAAGCAAUUAAUCGAAUGUUUCAGAAGGAGCAGAAUGAAUUAGUGGGACAAGCCCUGAAAGCAGAUUUGGUUCCAUACCUCUUAAAGUUACUUGAAGGCAUUGGCCUUGAAAAUUUAGAAAGCCCAUCAGCCACUAAAGCGCAAAUCGUUAAAGCUCUCAAGGCCAUGACUCGAAGCCUGCAGCACGGAGAACAGGUGAAUGAAAUCCUGUCUCGUUCUUCAGUCUGGAGUGCCUUCAAAGAUCAGAAACACGAUUUGUUUAUAUCUGACUCACAAACAGCAGGAUACCUCACAGGGCCUGGAGUAGCUGGCUACCUGACUGCAGGGACAUCCUCGUCAGUCAUGUCCAACCUGCCGCCUCCUGUCGACCACCACGAGGCAAGUGACCUUGGCUACCAGACUUGAAACAUUCGUGAGAAACAAUGAAUGCUGAAAGGCCAGUGCCCAGUCCACCUUCCUCCAGCUCACAUGGUGAAGCAAACUCUUACUGCCUUUCUCCUGGUUUCACAACAGUGUUAUUCCUUUUUCUAUAAAUAUAUUUUUAUUUAGGAAAAACGUUAGUGAUUCUACUAGUAUCACAUUCUAAGAAAGCACUCUGUGGAUCAACUUCAGUGGGUACACAAGAAUUUUUUUUCUUGAUGUAUGUAAGCACAUUUUGUUCCUUUAUAUCUGUUUACAAGACUGUGAAUCAAAAAGACGAAACUUCCUUUCUAGUUUUUAUAAUGUUUUUUUGGAUUAGCGUGCUGUGGGGUUGCGCUGCCAUCAGCAGUAACUGGACUAAGUCGCUAGUUCCCGGGAAAGGGUAAUUCCUCAUCUCUAUCACGUCUCCACGAACGUCCGUCCGCCUGCCGCCGUCAGACACUACUAGGUUCCAUCCCCUUCCCGAUCACCGACGACGCCCUCUCCUCAGUCAUUAACCUGAGUGCUCACUCUCUGUAUCCGUCAGUCUGUAUAACUGGCUUUACCAAGUUGAAUGAGAAAGGAGCUUGUGCAAAAAUUUUUAAUUUAAAAAUAUCAAGAUGUUAUAUAAGAGAUUAGUGUAAUUGUGAAAUGUUCUAUACAUUACCAAACAUAAAACUUUCUAUAUUGAAUGUACAUUAUACAGAUCAUUCAUAUAUGUACAUAAAAUUUUAAAAAUAAAGGGAAUCGAUUGCUUUGUUAAUGAGAUAA
Molecule: messenger RNA, 7732 nt
Organism: Suncus etruscus (white-toothed pygmy shrew)
Lineage: Eukaryota; Metazoa; Chordata; Mammalia; Eulipotyphla; Soricidae
Gene: DNAJC13
Product: DnaJ heat shock protein family (Hsp40) member C13
Exons: 57
Coding region: 218-6967 (2249 amino acids)
Biological process (GO): receptor-mediated endocytosis; regulation of early endosome to late endosome transport; endosome organization
Cellular component (GO): endosome membrane
Source: RefSeq, a predicted model, not a curated record